Molecule: messenger RNA, 5712 nt
Organism: Galleria mellonella (greater wax moth)
Lineage: Eukaryota; Metazoa; Arthropoda; Insecta; Lepidoptera; Pyralidae
Product: follistatin-A-like
Biological process (GO): anatomical structure development
Molecular function (GO): extracellular matrix binding; calcium ion binding; protein binding
Source: RefSeq, a predicted model, not a curated record
AUGUGGCAGUCGCUAAAAAAAGUUGCAUCCAUCAACUCCCGCGCAGUGCGCACCUUGCAUUCGUCCGGUACACCCUACACGUACACCACACUGAGCUAUGAUGAUCCGGUGGAUGUGAGCGGUGUAGAGGUGGUGCACGGCGUGUGGCCGGUGCGUACGAGGAAGGCCGGAGCGUGGCGCGGUCGGCGACACGCGGCGCGGUGCGCGUCGCCGGCGGCGCUGCACUUGCAUCGCGCCGCUGUCGGCUGCCUGACCGCGCUCGGCUCCGGCACUCAGUCCGCCUCGAAUCUCCGACGAUGUACUGCUUGCAUUACCUUUGCCGCGCUCACUUGUUGCAAGAGGUGUGGCGGGUGGGUGUGCGCGCACGUGCCUGACGUGCGGAGCGCGCGGCGCCGGCACAGUGCCGCGCGAGCGGGCGUCGAGCGCAGAGCGCCGCACGCGCCGGCAUGCGACGCUAGCGGGAGCAUGCGGCUCCCUUUGCUGCCGCUGAUCGUGCUUGUGCUCGCGCGCCCUUCGACAGCCGGGAUCUGCUGGUCGGGUAUGGAGCGUGGCGGGCGGUGCAGCUCAGUGGUAGCGUUGCGCGUAGGCCGCGCCGAGUGUUGCGCGGGCGCAGCGCGCUCGCCCGCUGCCUGGAGUCCCCGAGAUCUUGACAGCGGCGAAAUAUUCUUCUUCAAAGCGCUCUCCGGGGGAGUACCUUGUACAGCGUGUGCAGAGUCAUGCGCGGGCGUGUCAUGCGGGUCCGGACGGCGCUGCGUAGUUCGCGGCGGCCGCGCUAGGUGCGUGUGCGCAGCGGCCUGCCGCCGAGUCGGUCCCGUCUGUGGCACCGACGGCAAGACCUAUCCCUCGCUAUGUCGACUACGACGACGGGCCUGCCGACGACCAGCCAAGCAUCUCGCUCUUGAUUACCCUGGGCCUUGUCAAGAAGGCAGUUGCGACCUAGUCCGGUGCGGUGGCGAUAAACGGUGCGUUUUAGACGCGGAGUUGGGAGCGCAUUGCGUGCGAUGCGGUGGGUGUAACGUAGCUGGGGCGCCGGUAUGUGCGGUUGAUGGGAAGACAUACGCGGGCGCUUGUGCCUUGAGGAAGGCGGCUUGUGAACGAGGACGAGCUCUGCCACUUGCAUAUAGAGGGUCUUGUAUAGCGAACGCGACAUGCGCCAACAUCCGGUGCGGCGCUGGGCAGCGGUGCGUGGCGGGCGGCGCGAGCGGCGCGCGCUGCGUGUCGUGCGGCUCGUGCGGCGGCGGCGCGCGACGACCGCUGUGCGGCUCCGACGCCCGGACCUACCCGUCGUGGUGUCGCCUGCAGCGAGCCGCCUGCCACGCUGGCCGCGUCGUCGAUCCUCUCCACCCUGGUCCUUGCAAAGGUAAAAAUACAACGGACUAUAGUGUGACUCGUGAGAGGAAGGAAGCAGAGGUGGACACAACGCGCGUCCUAUAGUCAUAAAGUAGAUUUAGUUGUUAGCUUCGUAGGUGUUCACUUGAGGUACACAAUCAAAACUCGCUCUCGAACGACGAAUUAUGAGUAACACGAUUCUCGAUCAGAUAUAUGCAAUUCUUAGGUACCCGAUUUUGAAAUCUAUUCAUUAUAUGAAAUUACUCGUACUUAUUCUUAAUCUAAUUAAAAAGCAAUUGGAAAAAGUAUUCUGCAUCUAGAGAAAGACAUACACAAUGAAAUUAUAAAUAUAAUUAAGGGUGAUUAAUUUUUUUUAAAUACUGUUAUUAAAUAAGUUAUUACUAAAAAAAAAAUAUUAGCUUACUUAAAAAGCUUUGCUGAUAAAGGAAUUUAUAGCAAGGCUCACUAUAUUCUCCUUUAUCAGAAACUUUUUUGCAUAAAGAAAUACUAGAAAAAAUGUUUAUUAUAUGUCGUAAAUCCAUUUAAACGAAUGUGUAUUAAUUUAUUUAAUGAAUGAAACCGUAAAAUUGAUAAUAAAAGAUCGAGUUAAUGCGAGAGAUGGUAGUCAGCCUAAAUGCAGUCUCUUGCAUUACCAUUAUCCGAAUGAUCAAUUUAAAUUGAUGCUAUUUUUUUAUCGACCAAAAAGCUGCGAUGCUAUAUAAUUAAAUUAAAAAAUAAAUAUGUCUAUCUCUUUAUGCGAAGAAACCUUUAUCCAUAGGGUACAUUAAAAUAAUGUAGAACUGAAUACUACUUUUAUAUAAUUGUUUAAAAUACAUAUAUUAGAAUGAUUCAAUAUUUACAUAGGUAAAUUUAUUGUAUUAUCAAAACAAUACAUAUUCAAUUUUAUCUACUCCAAAUACAUUCAACUUUAUUAUGAACUAAUGUCAUUAGUAGCGGGAGUAAGUGUCAACGAGCACCAAACGACUGUAUCGCCAAGUCAUUACGUGCCACAUUAACCGGACUUAAAAAAAAAUCUUAGAUAGUAUUAUAAAAUAGUUUUAAACAAAAUUUAUCGGAAUGCACGUUUUUGAACUUUGUAGAUAAAUAAUAAAUAGUUUUUAAUAAUUAACACUUACAUUAUUAAAUUUGAGCACCAAAUCGUACUUAAUAUUUAGUCAAAAUAUUACAUAAGUGGGUAGUUAGCACAAUAGUAAUGAAAUUCUAAUUUCCGUCUCUAUGAGCGCCACUGCGAACGAAGCUUGUUUUAGGAUGAAAUGAUAUAUAGUAACACUUCAUCGAACUGACAUACCUAAUUGUUCUUUUUAAUUACCUAUUAACUCCUAGUAUUUUAAGACUUAAUUUUAAAACACGAAACGUGGUUAACGCUUAAUGCAAUAUUUAUUAUUAAGUUAUGAAUGUAAAGUUUAGUGCAAUAAUAUUAUUGAAAAUUGUAUGAAAAUUUAUGUUACGUGUUUUGUUUUGUUUGUUUUACAAAUGGACCGAGUUUCGUAUAUCGUACAUUUUGAUUGGGACAUUUUGAGAGUGUUAUUUAAUACGUUGUCAGUAUUACGUGUAUGUAAGAUUUUUAGAAUAUCUUUAUUUUCGAAACGUUUUAUAUUGGAAAUUAAGUGAUGUUUAAUAAUAUACUGAUAGACUGUAGAUAAAAGUAAAGUAAUUUAUUGUUACUUUUAAAUUAUUUCCAAAAUGAUUUCCAAGUUUUUUUUUUUACGUGUUAUUAACUAUUUGUGGAAUUGUCGUGUGAAUUGUAGUGUCAACGUGAUGCCACUUUUAGUAAAUGACUUUCUUGACGUCCUUUUUAGCUUUAAAUAUUUUAAAAGUUCGAAUUAUCUAUCAAUAUUGUAUUUCUCUACGUUAUUAAGGCGCAUUACUUACUAAAAAUAACAAUCUGAAAAAUUUUGGAACUUUUACCAUUACCAUAAAAAUAUUAAAUACCUUUUUUUAUACUUUUACAUGAGUCAUUUAAAAUAUUCCAUAGUAAUUCCAUAAUGUAAUCAAAUAUAAGCACGGUCUAAAUAACUCUUAUACAAAUAAUUAUGUAAACUAGAUAUCGUCUGAUAAUCAUUAGACCAAUAAUAAUUUUCAUGUGUCAUUUAUUUUACAAAACAAAUAGAAAUAAAAAAAAUUCCUUAAUUUUUGAAAUAAUAAUAAUUAUCCUAUCUGAAAUAAAUAAAAAUUAAAAACCAAAAAUUUGGCAGUUCAGUGUUGUAAUUCUUAGUAAGGGAAACCUCUUAUAAGAUGUAAACCUCACUGGAACUGCAUUACAAUCUAGUAAAUAAUAAGCUAACAACACAAAAUAUAUACGACUAUGAAAUAUACUGCAUACCAGCUGUUCUUAACCUUUUUGGUUGGCGACCUAAUAUAUUUUAAGCCCUCAUCCGUAAUGUUUUAUUUAUCUUGCAGUGAUAAUAAAAUAAUAGGAUUAUCUAAAAGCCCAUAGUUUGCUAAAAAUAUAUAAAAAAAAAAACAAAAUCAUUGUUUUGGUUUGUUGUAAAAAAUGUUGUAAAUAUAAAUUUCACCAUUUUUUAUAAUGUCAUUUGGAAAGUUCCUGUGACCCGAAUUUAGGUUGCGGCCUGAGGUUAAGAAACGUUGCUAUAACUAUAGCUCAUCAACUAAAUUCGCGGCACUCCUAAGGGGAGUGCCGCGAAGUCACUUCCGCAUUGGAAGGUUAUUAUGUAUAGUAGAAUGAGAAGGUAUUUUUCCCUUCCCUGCUACACUCUGUUUCUUACUUCAUAAUCCCGUGGAUAUUAUACCUUGCCACUCACAUGCCUCACGGGUAUACGAAGUUGAUGAAAUAGAGUAUUUGUGACAACACAUUCUGUAACUUUGUCACAUCGAUACGUGAUAGAAAUAAAAUUAAUGGUUUUCAUGUUAUUUUAAUGGUUUCAAAAUAAUUAAAAGAAAACACUGCAAUUUUCUGAAUCAGAAAAACAAAGGAUACCUAUAUAAAUGGAAAAAUCUUGAACCAUAUAACUCAUGACAUGACAUACUUUAACGGCAAGCUACUUAUCGUGAUUUAACGCAACACCUAUUUUACCUCGGAUUGAAUUCUUUCAGUAUAUUGCAGUGAUUUCACUUACAGCCUACAUUUAUAGGCAAUACUGCAUGUAAAACAAUGUUUUUGAUAAUUUUCUUUAUUAGCUUAUAAUAUUAACAUUAAAUAUUAUUUUAUUGAAUUUUACAUUGUGCAUACAUUGCAACUAAUACAGUGUAACUAUAGUUCCAUUAUAGAAGGUUUCCUUAUAAAAAUUAAUGUCACAAAUUGUAAGAUUAUAAGCCCAUUAACCUUUCGCGGCACUCCCAAGAAUAUACGGGGUACACAAACAGACAUACAAUCGGAUCUUCACCAUACUAAUCUACCUACCAUAAAGGAUCCAUAUAACAAUGUAUAGUUUAGAAAAUGGUAAACAUCAAAUAAGUCAAUAGAAUAAUUAUGACAUUGUUCACAUUUUUAUGUGAAAUACUAACCUAUUACAUUCAACAUUAUCAUCUUGAAGAGUGUCGCAAAUGAAGUUGACAAGCUAUAAUGAAAUUGACGAACUAUCGCUUGUAGUAACAAGCAACAAUGCAUUCAUAAAUCUAUUCCAAAUGACGUUUAAGACCUUUGCACAUCAAUACCAUUUGCAAUUAAAAAUGGGCGUCCGUUGCUACCUACCUAACGUUUUUCCGUAAGAGUUAACAAAAGUGGAUUUUUUCCCGUACCAUUGAACCAAAAGCAGAUUCAAUUAGAAUUAGAUGCGCUUUACAAAACAUUUUUUUAAUAAUCUUUCGAGUGUUUAAUUUUAUAUAUAUAUAUACCACAAAAGUGGCAAAGUAUACGGCCUGUCUGAUGGUAAACGGUUACCGCAGCUUAUAGAUACUCACAUUCAAUCAUCCCCAUUGGCAUUCCUCUAGUAAAAUUAAUAAUUUGGAAGACUUAUUUGCCAAAUCGCAUGAUGCAAGUCACAACAUUCACAACAAUAAAACCUCGCGAAAAUGGAACUAAUCCAGUAAAUUAGACAUGACAUGAUAAGUACCUAUUUAUACAUAAAAAAAAAGUCCAAAGAUGUUUAAAAAUAGGUACAUAUAGAACGCCAAAUAAUGUUUGAUAUGGUUACAAAUGUAAUGUUUGAUUUUUCUUCGUAAUGUGAUUGUGAAUGUAUAUUUUUAGGUGUACUUCGAAAAGAUUUAUUAUGUAUAUCUUUCUUAUUAUAGGGAAUGUGGACCGACUAAUGCAUACUGGCUCUCGUCAAUUAUUUCCUAGUGCUAUUAAAGUUGUUAACUGUGUCUGACUAUAAUAAUACUAAAUUGUUGUAGUUAAAUUCAUUGCAAACAUUAGAUGUAUAAUAUAUUGUCCUUGUUUCUUCAUAAAUAUUUUACACUAUU